Messenger RNA from Oppia nitens, 2734 nucleotides. RefSeq names its product pre-rRNA 2'-O-ribose RNA methyltransferase FTSJ3-like. Gene Ontology annotation, biological process: maturation of LSU-rRNA from tricistronic rRNA transcript (SSU-rRNA, 5.8S rRNA, LSU-rRNA); rRNA methylation; maturation of 5.8S rRNA from tricistronic rRNA transcript (SSU-rRNA, 5.8S rRNA, LSU-rRNA). The record is from RefSeq and is a predicted model, not a curated record. Gene Ontology annotation, cellular component: nucleolus; preribosome, large subunit precursor; nucleus. Lineage: Eukaryota; Metazoa; Arthropoda; Arachnida; Sarcoptiformes; Oppiidae. The transcript has 5 exons. Gene Ontology annotation, molecular function: rRNA (uridine-2'-O-ribose)-methyltransferase activity; rRNA (guanine) methyltransferase activity. Bases 146 to 2644 code for a protein of 832 amino acids.
AGACGGCAUGUGUUGUUGUUUACAACGUGUUGUUUAAAUGCCAUUGAAUUUUGAAAAUAUGAUAUAAUUUUAAAAUCAAUGGUCAUAUCAUUUGAUGACUUUGAUCCACUAAAUAAAAGACAAGACAUACAUCUCUGACAGGACAAUGGGUAAGAAAUUGAAGACCGGAAAACAGCGUAAGGAUCGGUACUACCAUUUGGCCAAAGAAACAGGCUAUCGGUCACGUGCCGCCUUCAAACUGAUCCAAUUGAAUCGCAAGUUUGAAUUUCUUCAACGAUCGAAAGUACUGAUCGAUUUGUGUGCCGCACCCGGCGGUUGGCUACAAGUGGCCCAAAAGUUUAUGCCAGUGUCCAGCGUUGUCGUCGGCGUCGAUAUCGCAUCAAUCAAACCCAUACACAAUGUUAUUACACUUCAAGAAGAUAUUACUACAAAACAAUGUCGACAAUCGCUACAGAAAGAGCUGAAGACAUGGAAGGCCGACGUUGUACUCAACGACGGCGCGCCAAACAUCGGCAAGAAUUGGAUUUACGACGCUUUCAGCCAAAAUCGGCUGACACUCAGUGCUCUUCAGUUGGCCUCCGAGUUUCUGAUCAAAGGCGGCUGGUUUAUCACCAAAGUGUUCCGAUCGAAGGACUACAACGCCCUGAUGUGGGUCUUCAAGAAACUGUUCGGCAAAGUACACGCCACAAAACCGCAGGCAUCGCGUAAUACGUCGGCCGAGAUAUUUGUUGUCUGCCAGAACUAUAUCGCUCCCGAUAAGAUUGAUCCGAAAUUCUUUGAUCCGUCGUUUGUGUUCGAAGAUAUCGAGAAGACUGAGGACAAUGAAAAGAAGUUGAAAUUAAAUUUAUUGAAACCGUCGACCAAACUGAAGAAAGCCAAAGCUGAAGGCUAUUCCGAUGGUGACUAUACUAUGUAUCACAAACUAAACGCAUCGGACUUUAUAUCCAGUGUUAAUCACAUCCAAUUGUUAUCCGAUUGUAGCGAAAUAGUGAUGGACACGAAAGAGAUAAGAGAUCACCGAUUGACCACAAUUGAGAUAAGAGAGUGUAGUAAAGAUAUCAAAGUACUCGGAAGAAAGGAAUUGAUAGCUAUUCUUGAUUGGCGAAAGAAGCUAAGAGCAGAAUUAGUUAAAGUGGAAAAACCACAAAAAGAUGAAUCAAACGGUGUGGGUGUUGUCGAAGAUGAAGAGAUGAUGGUCGACGAUGUGGACAGAUAUAUGGAUGAAGAAGCAAGAGAUAUGAAACGAAAGAAGAAAAAGGUUCAAAAAGAGAAACGAAAACUAAAUGAACGAUUGAAUUUGAAAAUGGUUAUAAAAAACGACGACAUACUCGAAGAAGAGUUGGAAUUGUUUCAGUUGAAGAACAUCAAGAAUAAGAAACUGUUGAACCAAAUUCACGAAAUCAAUUUGAGUGACGUUGAAGUGGAAGAAGAUGAUGAUGAAGCAGAGCCAACGUUUCGGCAAACAAAUAGAGUUUAUUUCGAUAAGGAUUCCAAAGAAGUGAUUGAUUACGACGAUAGCGGUCCUGAAGAUGAAGAUAAUGUAGAAGAGGAAGACGACAACGAACAGAGUGAAGAUAGUGAUGAAGACAUUGAUGAUAACAGUUAUCAAAUAGGAAAUGGUCGUAAUGUUGAUAAUAAUGAAGAAGAAGAGGAGGAGGAAGACGACGACAACGAUGGUCUAGUAGUAGAUCUUGUAGAGAGAGAGGAAGCAAAACGAAACAAUACGGAUAUGUUCUUUGAAAACGACACUUUCAGAGACGAAAUGAAUGACGACGACGACGAUCUUGAAUUGGAACUGAUUGAGAAUAAAUUAAAUAAAAAGAAUAAAAAACCACAGACUAAUGGUAAGAAUUCAGUGAAAAAGUCGAUGAAUAAGAGGAAAAUUGAAGAACAAGAAGAAAUUGAAGACAGUGAUAGCGACUCUGAUGAUGACAACAAUAAGACAAUCAAGAAUGUAAUGUCGGCGAAUGAUGAGAAGUGUAAGAAAAACUUCAGACUGACAUCCGAAGAGUUGGCUAUUGGAACACUAAUGAUUAAAUCACAAAAAACUAAACGCGAUAUUACUGACGAUGCCUGGAAUCGUUACUCACAUGAAGACGACGAAUUUCUUCCGUCGUGGUUUCGCAAAGAAGAAGAAAAGUUCAAUAGACGACCGCUUCCGGUAACCCAAGAGAUGGUCAAAGAGUAUCGGCAACAGCUGAGAGAAAUUGAUGCCCAACCCAUCAAAAAGGUGGCCGAAGCUAAAGCCAGGAAAAAGAAGAGAGCGAUUCGGAAGUUGGAAAAGGCUCGCAAAAGAGCCGAAAACGUUACAAAUACGGCGGAUAUGUCCAACACGGAGAAGGCUCAGCACAUCAAGAGUAUUUACAAGAAGGCAAUCAAAUCUAAAGAUAAGAAUGUCCAGUACGUAGUGGCCAGAAAACAUACGGGAAAGAGACCGCCAAAGGGAGUCAAAGGCAGGUAUAAGAUGGUCGACUCGCGUAUGAGAAAAGAUAAACGAGAGAAGCCGUCAGACUCGAAGAAUAAGAAGAAGAUGCCGAAGAAGUUUAUUAAUAAGAAAAACUCUAAUAAUAAUAAUAAUUACAAUAAAAGUAGUAAUAAUAAACACAAAGGACCCAAACGACCAAAAGGAAAGAAAAAACGAUAGAAAUAUUUUUUGUUUUAGUAAAUAAAUUAUUUUUUAAGACUCAAUAAUAAUUAUCAUUUACUGUAUAUUUUUAAUUUUAGUAAUUGAAUU